Molecule: messenger RNA, 1125 nt
Organism: Symbiodinium pilosum
Lineage: Eukaryota; Dinophyceae; Suessiales; Symbiodiniaceae
Source: the annotation of a GenBank genome assembly
AUGGCUGGAAUGAGCACCUUGAAGAAGCCUGCUGCAACCCCCAAGACUGCAGGCCGCAAAGCUGCCCUGCACAAGGCAGUGGAGAAGCUCCUGCUCCUGCAGGCUUGCCUGCAGAAGGCCAAGGAGAACCAGCUGCCCCUGCAGGCUUGCCUGCAGAAGGCCAAGGAGAACCAGCUGCCCCUGCAGGCUCGCCUGCAGAAGGCGCAGCAGCCUCAAGGCUGGCCCGAAGAAAGGGUGGAGCUCCCCAGUCCGAAGGGCAAGGCCUCUGCUGCCAAGGCUGCUGCUGCUGCCCCUUUGGCUCUAAAGGAUGCUGCAGGCAGCCUUAGCCGUUGCAAGUCACAGCAGGAGAAGCGAGCCUUCUACUACAAAGUCUACUUGUUGGACCCAGAGGUUUCCGCAAAGGUGGUGGCUAAGAAGGACACCCAGGAGGAGGACGACAACGAGACUGUCCAGAAGGGAUGGUUCACGGACGAUGAGGUUGCGCAGUUCAAGGGCAUCUUGCCCCAGAACGAGAACUACAGCAAGCUGAAGGAAGCUGCCUGCCAUGGCUGUCCCGAAAGGGACCACGAAGACGAGAACUUGGCGGCCCUUGGAGUGAGGCAGUACUACUACGAGCACCGCGUUGCCAAAAGCUCUAGCAGCAAGAAGCGGUUGUUGGAGCUUGAGGAGGAGGUCGACGAGGUGGCUGCAGAGGACUUUGAGGAAAUCCGGAAGAAGCUCAAGGGCGAGCCGACCCAGAAGCCUGCAAAAGGCAGCGGGGGACAGCCACUGGCGCAGGUCUUGCCAGAGCAGCUGUACAAGGAGCAGCACAAGAGAACGACAAGCAUGCUGAGCCAAGUCUGCUCUGAGCUGACCGGCAUGGACAGCUUGGUCGUGACCCUCAAGAAAAAGAAGCACGACAUGGGCCCUGUCGCGCUGGGGCAGGUGGAGAAGCUGCAAGGCACCUUCCAGGAGCUGGAGACUGCCAUCAUUGAGGAUCUGCAGAAUUAUCCUAAGGAUCCCAAGGACCAGGCCAAGGACCUUGUGGAUGGCAUCUGCGACAUCUGUAAGAAAACCGCCGACGUUUUGAAGGGCCUGAGGAAGGACCUGGCCACCCAAAAGAGGUGGGCUGCAGAGCACGACUGA